AUGGCGCUCACUCGCAUACUGGUCCUCGCAUAUAUUGCGCUGGGCGUCCGGGCGCAAAGUACUACUGCAUCCGCUUCGGCGUGCGCGUCAACGAUUGCGCCUAAGAAUGCAGCACCUAGCGUUGCGAGUGGAUGGCGGGCGGACGUUGUGGCGAAUGAGUUGACGAGUCCGAGGGGCAUUAUCUUUGAUAGUGAGGGAGGUUUGUUGUUUGUUGAGCAGGAUCGGGGGAUUUCGAGGGUUAAGAUUAGUGGGGAUGGGGGUUGUGCGAGGAAGGAUGGCAACGCAAGUUUGAUCAUUGAGGACGAGUCGUUGAACCACGGAAUCGAACUCUCGGAAGAUGGAAAGACGCUCUACGCUUCUUCAUCCACCGCAGUCUAUGCAUGGGACUACGAUGCGAGCCAGGGCCGCAACACAUCCGGUCCGCAAGAAAUUAUCGGAGGAUUCGGCACCUCUUCUGGACAUUCCAGCCGAACUCUUCUCCUGUCCCGCAAAGUACCUGGACUGCUCCUCGUCAGCCGUGGCAGCCAGGCAAACCUGGAUUACGACACCCUCGAUAGAAGCACUGGCGUAUCUACCAUCAAAGCCUUCAACCUCACUAAUGCUACCGACUCAGCGUACAAGUACGCGGAAGACGGUCUACUCCUUGGAUGGGGUCUGCGUAACUCCGUGGGUGUGGCUGAGGAACCCGUGACAGGGGGUAUCUACUCUGUCGAAAACAGCGUCGACAACUUCAAUCGAUCAGGCGAGAAUAUCCACCAGAACAACCCUGGAGAGGAGAUGAACUUCCACGGCUACCUCAACGGCACACAGACUGACGACCAGGGAGGCAACUACGGCUAUCCAACUUGCUUCGCCGCCUGGAACGUCGCUGACAUCCCAAACAACGAGGGUAUCGAAGUAGGCACGCAGUUCGCAAUCAACGAGCAAAACUCCACGCUCAACGAUACUUUCUGCAGGGACGACAGAAUUGCUCCUCGAUUGACCUUCCAGGCUCAUCAGGCACCACUGGAUAUCAAGUUCAACCAAAACGGCACCGCUGCUUGGGUCACCUUCCACGGGUCCUGGAAUCGCGACGAGCCCAUCGGCUACAAACUCUCAUACAUCGCCUUCGAUGGCGCCGGCUCUCCUGUCGCAAACUCUACCAGCAACUCCUCCGCCGUCGAUGUGGUAUCCAACCCCGACCUCUCAAAGUGCCCUGACGAGUGUGUCCGGCCUGUCGGCCUAGCAUGGGACUCCGAGGGCCGCUUGUUCAUGAGCAGCGAUGCGACAGGCGAGAUCUGGGUUGUCACUAGGGAAGAUGGAGGUAGUGCUGAGGAUGCGAGUCCGAGCAGUGGGCUGCCGCCGAGUUCGACGGGGAGCGCACCCGCGGGCACGAGUAGUCCGGGGGCGGCGAGCGUGAAUAAGCUGACGGCGGGACAGUUUGGGAUUGUGUGGGCGGGGAUUUUGGCGGCGCUGGUCUGA
This is a messenger RNA of Didymosphaeria variabile, 1461 nucleotides long. RefSeq lists its product as uncharacterized. The transcript has 3 exons. The record is from RefSeq and is a predicted model, not a curated record. Lineage: Eukaryota; Fungi; Ascomycota; Dothideomycetes; Pleosporales; Didymosphaeriaceae. The coding region runs from base 1 to 1461 and encodes 486 amino acids.